Messenger RNA from Siniperca chuatsi (mandarin fish), 2183 nucleotides. RefSeq names its product perforin-1-like. Bases 207 to 1919 code for a protein of 570 amino acids. NCBI's taxonomy places the organism in Eukaryota, Metazoa, Chordata, Actinopteri, Centrarchiformes, Sinipercidae. The record is from RefSeq and is a predicted model, not a curated record. The transcript has 3 exons.
UUUAAUUUAGUCUCCUAUCUUAAUAGGGUGUGAAGGAAGUACAAAUGUCACCCAUUUUUACAGCAGGUAUAAAAAACUGCUGAAAUGCAGAUGCAUAAAAAUAACCUGAAAAAAUCACAGAGGCAGAGACUCCACCUCCACAUCAAUACUAUAAGAUUGGUCAGAUAUUGUAAGCUGCCAAACAGAGCUUGCUGUCAACAGUCACGAUGGCAAGGCUGUGGCAUCUCAUGCUCCUGUGCUGGGCAUGGAGUCCUCUGUGUCUGCCAUCCAGUGUAAGCUUUAUUGGUACACCACAGCAGUGUGAAAAGGCUCACUUUGUCCCUGGUUACAAUCUGGGUGGAGAAGGCUUUGACAUCGUCACGAUGGAGCGGAAAGGUGCCUAUGUCAUCGACACUGAAACAUGGAAGCUUGGCAAUGGCACUUGCAGGCUAUACAGAAACAGCUACAUGAAUGGAGAGAGCCAGAAGGUCCCAGUUGCUGUGGUGGACUGGAGAAGCCUCCCCCAGUGCAGUUUAAAGGUCUCCAGUAUGGUCUAUAAUUCUGUCGAAACUCUUGUCAAUGAUUCCACGUCAUCUGUGUCCAAUGACUGGAAAAUUGGCCUUGAAAUACCUGUAGACCCUUCUGUCACUGUUGGGGUUGGCUUUGGAGGUUCACACUCCAAAGAAUCUACCUUUGCCAUGCAAAAGUCCAAACAAGACCACUACACCUUCCUUAGCCAUUCUGUCUUCUGUAGCUUCUACCGCUACAGACUGGCAACAAAACCUCCCUUGAGUCAUGAAUUUGAAUCAGCCGUGAACGCCCUUCCUUCAUAUUCACGUAAAACAGAGAUAUUAUAUCGCAAUCUGAUCGACACAUAUGGUACACAUUACAUCAUACAAGUGUCUCUGGGAGGGGAGCUAAAGGCCAUCACUUCUGUCAGGACCUGUGAGGCAACCAUGAAUGGACUGUCAGCCACAGACGUCAGUGACUGUUUGUCAGUUGAGGCCUCGGCUAGCUUUGCAAGUAGUGCCAGCAUUAAGGCCAUGUACGAACACUGUCAGGCAAAGAAGAAGAAGUUAGACUCUAAACAAAGUUUCAGUAGCACAUUUAAUGAGCGCAUCACAGAGAUCAUUGGCGGAAACAUUGACGGAGCUGAUGUCCUCUUUGAAGGCCAGUCAAACCCCUCUGUCUAUAACAACUGGCUUAACUCACUGAAAAACACCCCUGAUGUGGUCCGAUACAACAUCAAGCCCCUGCACACCAUACUGCCCAUUGGACAUCCUGCCAGCGCCGGACUGAAGCAAGAGGUGGAGAUGUACAUCAAGAAAAAUGCAGUGUUGAAGAAAUGCUCAGAAACCUGUAAGAUUGGGGACAGAUCCAGCAAAAGGGAUCCUUGUGCUUGUGUUUGCAACAGCAAUCAGAAUAUCAAGUCAAACUGCUGUCCUGCUGGGAAAGGUCUUGCAACAUUAAAGGUCUUCAAGCUCUAUGCAGAGGGUCUGUAUGGUGAUAAGUGGACUCAGACAGAUGGUUCAGUGGAGGUUAGAUACGGUCAUCAGAAUAAGCGCACUGUCAUCAUAGGUGACAAUGACAAUCCUAAAUGGCCAGAGACAUUUGAAUUUGGACCCAUAACCAUCAACAUGAAAGACAAACUAACAUUCAGUAUUUAUGAUGAGGAUUCUUACUGGAACAGUGAUCAGCUUGGCGAGUGUUCAUUUGAUCUGCAUAGAGGGCAGGUGAGCGACUCCUGCAUGUUAAAUCAUGGUACCUUCUUCUUCUCCUACAUAGUAGAGUGCGCAGAAAGUCUUAGUGGUGACCAAUGUCAAGAAUACACACCGUCCCCCAUGAGUCCCUCUCUGGCCAAGGUCUUCCACACCAGAAAUGGGGUCCUUCUUGGAGAGAUGGGGAAGAAGCUACCUCAGCCAGUCAGUCAGUCAGGAUGAGGUCAGCUGUUGAUGUGAGAUGGGGUGAUGAGAGCAUAGAUUUGAUUUUAUGAUGGUCUUGUAGUUAAUUGCAUAUUUUACACUGAUACUCUCCCUAUCUUCCUUUGUUUGACUUUUGUUUGCAAAAAUAGUUAUAUCUGUUCUCAAUUUCUCAAAUGUAAUCCAAAUAUGUGUUUGUGAGAAAUGAUGUUUGAUAAUCCACCUUUUCAUCUGCUUCUUUUGUGUUAGUUACAAUAUCUGCCAAUAAAGCAUCAACAAAGACAA